Messenger RNA from Salvia splendens (bonfire salvia), 692 nucleotides. RefSeq lists its product as uncharacterized. NCBI's taxonomy places the organism in Eukaryota, Viridiplantae, Streptophyta, Magnoliopsida, Lamiales, Lamiaceae. Bases 24 to 434 code for a protein of 136 amino acids. The transcript has 3 exons. The record is from RefSeq and is a predicted model, not a curated record.
CAAACUCGCGAAGCCGUGUAUCCAUGUCGUCAGCAGCUCAACUUCGGAAUGUUUAUGAAAUGCUGAUUCUCCAGUAUGAACUAAUGUCUUGUGGCAAGAAGUCCAGUCCAGCAAACUUAUGGCCCGCCAAGAGUUCUCCAGGUUAUUUUGGCUCUGGGACGAGUCCAAGCUGCUCGGCAGGAAAAAGGAAGCGCUGUGACAGCUCGUCUCCGUUUUCAUCAGUUCAUCUUGGUGAUCAAGAUGGCUGGACAGAGGAAAAGGAUUGCUGCCGGAAGGAGACCAAAGGCCAGGAGACAGUUAACAAGAAAUCAACCGUGAUCAUAUCGGAAAACUCAAAUGCUAAAGCACCUCAGAAGCCGAGGACUGGAUAUCAUAUAUUCCUUAGAUUGGAGACUCAUAGGCUAAGGAAACAUGCUGAGCUUCUCUACACCUAAGGAGCCUGCGGACGAUGUUUAUCACGUGUCCUUCGAAGAUGACCUCCAUUCACCUGAUGAGUCAAUGGUUGGAUUGGCAAUUGAGGCGAUGAAGAAUGCGGGAUCCAGCGACUCGUUCUUCCAGAUUGAUUGGGAAAAUGGCCCUCCUGGCAUACGUUUUAACUGAAGUAUGACAAGACACCCUCUGAGACGACGAGCUUGUAGAUCUGGUGUGCAAUUUUGAGCUUUCCUGGGAGAAGUUUUUGCAUAGAAGGGCUU